This is a messenger RNA of Penicillium riverlandense, 1035 nucleotides long. RefSeq lists its product as uncharacterized. Lineage: Eukaryota; Fungi; Ascomycota; Eurotiomycetes; Eurotiales; Aspergillaceae. The coding region runs from base 1 to 1035 and encodes 344 amino acids. The record is from RefSeq and is a predicted model, not a curated record. The transcript has 5 exons.
AUGAUAUGUGGCACCCUAGAAGUCCCACUGGACUACGCAGAUCAAACCUUCAUCAAAACCCUAACUCCCCAGCUUGUCAAGAUACCUGCCAUCCAGAAACCACACGGGAAUUCAGUUCUGCUCAACUUCGGUGGCCCGAGAGAGGACUCCACGGUCUAUACGGCUGCUCUUGGAACUGAGAUUCAAGCGUGGCAAGACAUUUAUACGGAUGUGCCUGAUAGUGUCCUUGUGGCGUCGGCAGGACUGUACCGUUCUCAAUGCUACAAAACCCUGGUUGAGAGAGUGAUUGCAAGCAUGGAAGCUCCGUCCUAUGACAAGGCGUCCAACACAGUCUUGGGGUGGCUCUGGGCGGCGGGAACCAAUUAUGCGAAUGCAUGCUAUGCGCGCAUGAACGAGACUGGUAGUUCCCAGACAGAACGGCGACAACCAGGAGCGAUAUUCCAUGCCAUCUAUAAUCCAGCGGACUGGCCAGACCUACUGGACUCGCUCUCUACUGUGAUGACCCGAGAAGUAAACGUCAGGGCUUCGUUGUCCCACUCCAGAACCCGCUCCGGGGCAUCAAGUGUGGCGACAAGACGCGGUGAACCCUAUGUGUUGGCGCAAAACGUGAGCGAUGGUCUGGAGAGGAGUGUUCUUCGGCCUAAUGGAUACAAACAUGGCUCUAUCGCGCAUCUGCAUGAGCAUGGUGGUCCGGAGCUAUUUCCUGCAUGGCAGGUUGCCCCCGAAAGGGAAGGUUUGCCAGCCGAGCCUGUUCUCGACCGACGCCUCACUCGGGCCCUGGACUAUAGCCCUAGACCAAAUAUUAGCUAUAAGAAUAAUAACAUCCGAAGAACAAUAACAAUACGACUCUCGCUCACACACACCCUCUUUCUCUCCCCUCCCAGUGGAUCAAUGGCUGUCUGUCGAUCGCGCCCCGCCGAGUCUAGCCCGCGCAGUUGUCCAGCCUCGGGUUGUGAUACGCCCGUCUCCCUGCAUGUGCGGAUUCUAGAAACCGCAUGGCGUGACGGUAUUGACGGGUGGUACACCGCCAAUUGA